AUGUGGUUGAAUUCAAUUAAUCAGGCAUUCAAUGCCGAGGCAAGUGCUUUGUCGGAAUCACUAAAAUCUCCGGCGAGUGAUAAAUAUCCCGCUCCUUCGACCCCGCAGUUAAAACAAGGAGCAAGGUUAGUGGAUGAUGGGGAUUGCCAUGAGCAGACUACUAAUUGCUCAAUAGAAAAAGAAAGUGUGGAACAUGAUGAAAACAUGAAUCCAUCAUCAAAUCCACUAGUUGACUGUGUAGAUAAAUGGGUGAACAAUAUCCAUGACAAAAUUGUGCCAGAAAGUAAUGACAAUAGCCAACCACACAUGGAAAUGAAGUUUGAAUCUGAGGCGACGGCUUAUGAAUUUUAUAAUGAAUACAGUAAAAGAAUUGGAUUUGGUAUUCGUCGAGAAUAUGCAAAUAAAAGCAAAAAAGACGGGAUUUUGACUUCGAGAAGAUUCACAUGCUUCAAAGAGGGUAUUCGAGGUGUUGACAAACGAGGUCACCCAGUAGGGGAGCAUAGAGCAGAAACUAGAACAGGAUGUAAAGCACGUAUGGUUAUUUCACUUGAUCGGAUGAUUGGGAAAUAUAAAGUUGUUGACUUUGUAGCUCAACAUAACCACCCUCUUCAACCGCCAGAGUAUGUUCAUAUGAUUCGUUCUCAUCGACACAUAUCUGAGGUACAAGCAUCACAAAUCAAAGGGAAACCUUUUCGAAAACCUGAUAUCUCGGUGACUAUUCAGGAGGUUCUUGAGAAGGCUAAAAGUGAGGGAACGAAUGGGUUUGUUGUAGAUGUUGGUGCUAAUGUUGGUAUGGCGAGUUUUGCUGCUGCUGCUAUGGGGUUCCGUGUUCUGGCGUUUGAGCCUGUUUUUGAGAAUUUGCAGAAGAUUUGUGAAGGGAUUUACUUUAAUAGAGUUGGGGAUUUGGUUACUCUGUUUGAGGCUGCAGCAUCAGAUCGUCUUGGUAACAUUACGGUUCAUAAGUUGGUUGGUAGGCUGGACAAUAGUGCGGUUUCUGCCACAGGAGCAAAGAUGGCAUUUAAGUCCAAUGAAGAAAUAGCUUUUCAAGUACGUACUGUUCCACUUGAUGAAGUGAUUCCAACAUCAGAGCGUGUGCUUCUGCUCAAAAUAGACGUUCAGGGAUGGGAAUAUCAUGUUCUCAAAGGAGCUUCCAAGCUACUCUCAAGGAAGGGAAGCCGAGCUCCUUAUCUUAUAUAUGAGGAAGAUGAGCGUUUGUUGCAGGCCAGUAAUAGCAGCGCUAAAGAAAUUCGAGAUUUCCUCCGCAGUGUGGGUUAUCAUGAUUGCACCCAACAUGGCACAGAUGCACACUGCACCAAGAAGGAUUGAUCAUAAUCAUGGUUCAGUUUUGCAGCCCCUAGAUGGGAAAUCAACUCAUUCCUAGUUUCUGUCAACACUUUCCAGUUGAUUAACAUCAUGUGUCAACAAAUUGCUUAGCAGUGAACAAUUUGAUGAAUUGAUUACAAAUGAUGAUGAAUUGAACAAUAUGAUUCUUGUGUAGAUGUCCUCGGGUUUUACUUAGGUUUUGUAUACAAGCAUUAAAUUGUCGUCAUUCAUUAAAUGCACGCCUUAUAACAUUGAAACUCGUGUAUCUGACAUAUGGAUAUAAAAGCUUCUCAUGUUUGUUUUGUGAUAAACCAAUAUGAAGUAAAAAUACAAGAGAUUAUAUGAU
This is a messenger RNA of Cicer arietinum (chickpea), 1669 nucleotides long. RefSeq lists its product as uncharacterized. The record is from RefSeq and is a predicted model, not a curated record. NCBI's taxonomy places the organism in Eukaryota, Viridiplantae, Streptophyta, Magnoliopsida, Fabales, Fabaceae. Gene Ontology annotation, molecular function: DNA-binding transcription factor activity; sequence-specific DNA binding. Gene Ontology annotation, biological process: regulation of DNA-templated transcription.